AUUUUCUGUUCUCCUUUAUAUAUUACAGAUAUGUCAAAUACUGUACUGGAAAAGGGCUACAUUUGAAUGAAACUGCUUUGAAAAGCACACUGCACCAUCCAAAGACCAAAAGGAAUACUAACAUAUAAACAUUAAUUACGUGGACGCAAUGACAGGGAAACACAAGCAACCAGUACCCGGAAACACACGAGGAGGCUACAAACUCACAGCGGUCUUCCUUACGCAAUUCACAAACGUGAGGAAUCGGUUCAUUUGGAUCAACCGAUUAAUUCGAGUCAUUCUGUUUGUACUCGCCACAACAAUUCAACAAGGAGGGCGCAUUUACGUCAUGGUUCCCAGUCCACGAACCAAGGAUACCAAGUACAUUUACACACUUUUUAGUACUGCUUAAAAUGUAGAUUACAUUUUUUGUUGUUGUUCAUAAUUGGUGGUUUCGAGAUGUCACACACGUCGGGUUUACUCCAUCAGAGUCCAGGCCUCAUAAACAUUCAUCGUUUAUAAUAGAAUAGAUUAAGUUAACAGGAAUUCUGUUCACUACGGUUGUGAUUCAAAUGCGAGUCGAUUCGACUGAAUCAUUCGACCGAACUUGAUCAAAAGAACCGGACCAUCGCUAACACGACAGGCGGCCAAAGGUUACACCGCGGCGCGCAGCGGUGGCUCCGGAGAUAACCGGUGCCUGGACCAACCAUAGACUUCCUGCCCUCUUGUUUAUUACACUUCACCUCCUUCGCACGAGAUUACGAAAACGAAUAGAAGGAGGAUCGCAAAAGUUGCUCAAAUGUGUGACUGGUACGUGGUAUCUGAUGUAGGCUGGGUUUGAGUCGCUCCACUCCACCGCUGGCCUUGGAUCCUUUCUCGACGCCCGAGGUGCUGCAUGGCCGCGAGUAUGGAUGCCCUGUGGAUGCUGCCGGUUCUGCUGCUUCUCCCGGUCCUGUUCUGGACCAGCAGCACGUUCGUCUUCUAUUUCAAAAAGUGCUUCUAUGUCGCCUACAUGAUGCUUCUGGCCUUAAUAGCCAUACCGACCUGCAUUCUGAAAAGCGGCGGGAGGGACAUCGAGAAUAUGCGGGUCAUCCGGUUCUUGGUCCGACAUGUGAAAUAUUUCCUGGGUUUGCGCUAUGAGAUCAGCGGUUGGCAACAUCUACAGACAGAAGGCCCUUAUGUCAUCAUCUCCAACCACCAAUCAUCACUUGACGUGCUAGGCAUGAUGGAGAUUCUGCCGGAUCGCUGUACCAUGAUUGCUAAGAAGGAGCUGAUAUGGGCGGGGACGGUGGGAAUGAUCUGCUGGCUGGGAGGAAUCGUUUUCAUCAACCGCAAAAAGACCAGCGAUGCAAAGAACGUCAUGGGCGACGCCGCGAAGACCGUGCUUGCUGACCAGAUCCGCCUGUGGGUGUUUCCCGAAGGCACACGCAAUCAGAAGGGCGACCUUUUGCCAUUUAAAAAGGGAGCGUUUCAUCUGGCUGUACAAGCACAGGUUCCUAUCAUACCCAUCGUGUUCUCCUCCUACAACAACUUCUACAAACGGAAAGAGAAAGAGUUCAAUUCAGGAACCAUCAUUCUCAAAGUCCUUCCAAAGAUCGAGACAAAGGGAUUGACGGGAGAGGACGUGACAAGGCUCUCCGACCAAUCGUACGGCAUUAUGCGCACUGCUUUUUUGGAGAUCUCCGGCCUACCCCCCCAGAGCAACGGGCCGUCCAAUCACUGAGCGCCCUGCCGCUUACACGCUCUUUCAUUUGGCCUGACAGCGAGGAUGGCUACGCCAUCAUGGUGGCGACGAUAACCAUGACAACCAGGCGCUUGGUUAUCCUCUACGGCGUCCUCAUGCAGGAGGAAUACAUGUUCACAGACCUACACAGAAAGCCACAUGCAUACACACGCAUUUACGUGAAUACAUACAGCAGAUGUUUUCUUAGCCUAGAUUUGAUCUCCUGUCGGAAUGCAGGGGGCGAUGAGCGGUGGAAAGUGUGACCUUUGACCUUCGCUGGCGUGACUCUUGGUGCGUCUUUGAUGGUUGUGUUAGGAUUGGAGCGCUGCUGUCGGCGACAGGUCGAGACUGGAAUGACACCCUGAGAACAUUGUGGAUGUGUGUUUGUUCUGCAUGCCUUUUGACUUUCUCGGUUUCUCUCUCGCUCUCUUUCUUUCAUAGAUCUACAUCGACGUAAUCCGUUAGUUAUGUUUGGUCACUUUUUCUCAUGAAAUCAGCUUGCAUUAUGGGAAAUCAGUUACCAACACCUGUUUUUAUUGGUUACUCGAAGUAUUAUCAUUCCACCCUGAGCAUCUCAGCCAAUGGGAGUGCUCAAACCACCCUGAGCAUCUCAGCCAAUGGAAGCACUCAAAGGUGUCGCUUUAUUUUUUCAAUUCGUUUUGCAAAUUUAUAUGAAAAUUAUCGACCUGAAAGAAUGAAUUUAGAUUUGUAUUUUUGUGUACGCUCUUAAACAGUCAAGAGGAAUACCAAGAGGUUGCUCGCUUUCAUCUUUUCUUUUUCCACAUUUGUUUGUCCUCAAAAGUGUCAAAAGGUUAGUUUGUUACAAACAGGUCUGUUGUCAGGGUUACCAAGUGCAGCUUCUUCCUGUGCCAUUUGUCCAAAGUGUCACGGCCAUCAUGGGCUGCGUGAUGACGGACCGUUGUAAAAACACUAUUGAUUAUUGAUCUGUGAUCAGGAUUGUUUGAUUCGAUUUUAGGAUGGAAAUGCGUCGGCUUUAGUUCAGUGUUUCGUUUUUUUUCAAAGUUUCUCUGUUUUUGAUCGUUUUUAAACUUCUACAUGACUGAAAUGAUAUUCAUACUUCUUUAACAUCACCUAAAACCAGAGAGCUACUAUUAUAAUGACUGAUCUAACAAGUAUUAUCUAACAUAUUAUCUAUCCAGUGCCGUUAUCUCAAUGGAUUGCUUCUUGCUUUUAAGUCCUUGUUAUUGAAAGGUUUAAGGGAUUCUUUUUUUUUACUCAAAAUCUAAAAACGGCCCAUACAAAAUAUGCAAAAGCUCAGAUUGCAUUCAACGUUAUUCUUACAGAAUGUUUUUCUCGCUUGUUUAGUUUUGUUGAAUCACCUGAUAAAAUUGUCAACACAUUUACUAAAGUUUCAGCUCUCAGAGAGCAUAACAGAAUUUAGGAAAUACUUUUAUAUUGUACCUACUGAAAAUGUAAAAACGAAUCUAAACACCUAUUUAUUAACAUUUUACGGCCAAAUAUUACAAUUAAUAUUUAUAACACGUUCAAAGACAUUGCCAUGUGAAUCCUAUUUAAUGUUUGAUGUUGUGAUUCUUAUUAUUUGUUGAGAAUGUAUACCAUCCAUAAUUCAAUAUGUACAACCUUAUUUGAGGACUGAAUUGUACGUAUUAUGUAAUAAUUGGCUCAUUGAGCUAAAAGAUCACAAAACCGGUGUUUGGCUCGGUUGUGACUAUGUGUCAAAUGCCCCUUUGAUUAUUUUUGUUAUUAGUGCAAAUUGACAGAUCAAUGCUAUUAUUGACCCUUUUUUAUGUUGUGUAUUAGGCUACAUUUUCAAAGCCUUUAUUAUUCUUGGUCUUAUUUUUGCUGAACAAGAAACAUACCUGAAAUAGUAUAUGGAAAAUAUGUACAAGUUGUGUGAUUGUCACCAAAGCUAUUAAGAACAGAUUGAAGCUUUUAAAUGUUCUGGUUUGUCAGACGUUUCACAGGAAGCCUUGUGUACGAAUGUGUGUGUGUGUGUGUGUGUGUGUGUGUGUGUUGAAUGUGUUUGUGUGAUGAUCAGACACACAACUGAGCUAAAGCCCAUUGUAAAUCUGUAAAGUCAUGAGACGAUAAUUCUAUAUAAAAUGUUGAUUGUGGUAACUCUGGAUAUGACCCGUGUUAAGAGCAUCUAGGAAAAAAGUGAAUAAAAUCGUCUGUUUUCCUAUA
Triplophysa dalaica is the source of this 3868-nucleotide messenger RNA. RefSeq names its product 1-acylglycerol-3-phosphate O-acyltransferase 2 (lysophosphatidic acid acyltransferase, beta) (gene agpat2). NCBI's taxonomy places the organism in Eukaryota, Metazoa, Chordata, Actinopteri, Cypriniformes, Nemacheilidae. Gene Ontology annotation, molecular function: 1-acylglycerol-3-phosphate O-acyltransferase activity. Gene Ontology annotation, cellular component: endoplasmic reticulum; membrane. Bases 875 to 1702 code for a protein of 275 amino acids. Gene Ontology annotation, biological process: phosphatidic acid biosynthetic process. The record is from RefSeq and is a predicted model, not a curated record. The transcript has 6 exons.